This is a messenger RNA of Cladophialophora yegresii CBS 114405, 948 nucleotides long. RefSeq lists its product as uncharacterized. Bases 1 to 948 code for a protein of 315 amino acids. The record is from RefSeq and is a predicted model, not a curated record. Gene Ontology annotation, molecular function: dioxygenase activity. The transcript has 2 exons. Lineage: Eukaryota; Fungi; Ascomycota; Eurotiomycetes; Chaetothyriales; Herpotrichiellaceae.
AUGGCAAGCGCCCAGGGGAACGGACAGGCUGCCUUUUCGAUCCCAACAGUGGACUUGAAGGCAUAUCUGACCAAUCCCCACUCUGCAGAAGCUGAAGGUAUCGUCGAACAGAUUCGCGUGGCUUGCACAACGAGCGGCUUCUUCCAGGUCACCGGACAUGGCGUACCAGAGGCACUCCAGGACCGCGUCUUUGCCGCGGCCAAAGCCUUGUUUGCGCUGCCGGAUGACGAGAAACGAAAGCUGAGUGGGAAGCCUGGACGCGGAUACGAGAUCAUCGGCACGCAGACACUGGAAGCUGGCAAGAAACCAGACCGGAAAGAGGGGUACUUUAUCGGCCGUGAGAUAGCCGGCAACAAGCCACCAUACCGGCCCUUUCAAGAAGCCAACAUUUGGCCCGCCCAACUCCCGGAGUCCCAAUUCCGCCAACCGCUGCUAGGAUACCAUCGCGCGAUGUCCGACUUGUCGUUCCAUCUGAUGCGCAUACUUGCACGCGGUCUCAAGGACUUUGACACCACCGUCUUCGACGAUUUCUGCCGCGAUCCCAUCGCCGCGAUCCGACUUCUUCAUUACCCACCACACCCAAACACCGAGGAUGCCACGCUGGUCGGCGCGGGCGCGCACACCGACUUCGGCGCCAUCACGCUGCUCCUCCAGGACGGCCAUUCCGGGUUGCAGGUGCUUAACCAGUUCUCGGGGGAGUGGACGGACGUUCCGCCUCGGGAGCGCGCCUACGUCGUCAAUGUGGGGGAUAUGCUGGAGGCGUGGACGAGCGGUACGUACAAGAGUAAUGUCCAUAGGGUGAUCAACUCGUCCGGCACGGAUAGGUAUUCAGUCCCUUUCUUCCUGGAUGGCAACGCCGAUUGUGUUAUUCGGCCGUUGGACGGGUCCCAUGGCAAGCCGUUUACAGUGGAGGAGCAUAUGCUGUCGAGGUAUGCUUCGACUUACUAG